Colletotrichum fioriniae is the source of this 840-nucleotide messenger RNA. The record is from RefSeq and is a predicted model, not a curated record. Lineage: Eukaryota; Fungi; Ascomycota; Sordariomycetes; Glomerellales; Glomerellaceae.
AUGCCGGCGCAGGCAGCAGCGAUGCCGAAAGGCCUGACGCUCGCUGUCAAACUCCCGGCUGUCAGAGAGUCUGCGAUCCAGGGUCCAAAUCACGACACUGCGCUCAACAUGCCGUCUGUAGACGGCAGGGAUGCACUUCACGAUGCGCGAUUUACCAAUCAUUUAUGCUGGGACCACCAACCCCCCGAAGUCCAAGAUGCGUACCUGCUCGGAUACCUGUUUGGCGGGGAAGAUAUCCACGCGGCAACUGCAAACGAGCCUCAGCAACAACAGCAACAACGCAGCAGGCGCAGACGUUCUCGCCAGAAGCCAAAGCCCGCACCGGCCGCAUCGCAGCCUAAAAUGUCAGCCGAGCCUCGAGAGCAGGCAUCCGAAGAUCCCUCGUCCAGUUCGGACGACGACGAUGUUAUAGCUGCAGCUCAUCAGCUGUCCACCAUAGGGGAGGAACCGGAAAGAGAGGACGCUGUGCGCUCGACGCAGAAAUCUCGACAAGAGAACCCAGGAACAGCGCCCGGAACACCGACGGCUCGUCGCAGUCAGAAGACGGUUCACUUCGCAGAUCCUCCCCCGCGAUCCUCCGUGGCCGCUGAAAAACCAUCUGUCGAGACGAUAGCGGACACCUGGGUUGCCGAGCCCCUUUCCUCGUCCACGGCAGCCCGUCUCCGAAUCUCCCACCACCGGCGAAGCCUAGACGGACGGUCCGGGUAUCGGUCUUCGCCAAAGACCUCUAGCAGUCUCGCCGCUCCGGCUGUGAAGACCCGUGAGAGGCGUCACAGCACCGGCAGUGCCCCAAAGUCUACCGACGUCCAGCGGACACCGAGAACGAGGGUCAGCCGCUGA